Engraulis encrasicolus (European anchovy) is the source of this 926-nucleotide messenger RNA. It is a transcript of the gene myl4, whose product is annotated as myosin, light chain 4, alkali; atrial, embryonic. The record is from RefSeq and is a predicted model, not a curated record. The coding region runs from base 154 to 720 and encodes 188 amino acids. NCBI's taxonomy places the organism in Eukaryota, Metazoa, Chordata, Actinopteri, Clupeiformes, Engraulidae. Gene Ontology annotation, molecular function: calcium ion binding. The transcript is spliced from 7 exons. Gene Ontology annotation, cellular component: myosin II complex.
CACUCCGCGCUUCAUCCCUCCAGCCGCCUCCGCCUCUCCUAUCUCACUCUCCUCUUGCCUCCUCUCCUCUCCUCUUGCCUCCUCUCCUCUCUUCUCUUCUUGGAUUUGAUUUGACCUGGUCUAACCGAGCCAAGCUAAGCCGAAGACUGUCCAAUGGCGCCCAAGAAGCCUGAACCCAAGAAGGAGGCCGCCAAGCCGGCACCCCCUCCUCCAGAGCCGGAGAAACCCAAAGAACCAGACUUCGACCCCAAGAGUGUUUCUAUUGAAUUCAACGCUGAUCAGAUAGAUGAGUUCAAGGAGGCGUUCAUGCUGUUUGACCGCACCCCUAAAGGCGAGAUGAAGAUCUCCUACGCGCAGUGUGGCGACGUCAUGAGGGCAUUGGGUCAGAACCCCACCAACUCGGAGGUCAUGAGGGUUCUGGGCAAGCCCAAACCUGAAGAAAUGAACACCACGCUGAUCGACUUCGAGACCUUUCUGCCCAUGUUCCAGCACGUGUCCAAGUCGAAGGACAGGGGCACCUUCGAGGACUUUGUGGAGGGUCUGCGCGUCUUCGACAAGGAGGGCAACGGCACGGUCAUGGGGGCGGAGCUCCGCCAUGUACUCGCCACUCUGGGUGAGAAGAUGACGGAGGGAGAGGUGGAGCAGCUAAUGGCUGGACAGGAAGACGGAAAUGGCUGCAUCAACUACGAAGCAUUUGUUAAACACAUCAUGGCUGGCUGAAGGACUGGAGUGGUGCUGGUCUUAAUAGCUCUUCAAACAAGGAUCAAACCCCCUUCAGGAUAGUGAACUCCUAUUGCCAUCUCCUCUGUGCCAUCUCCCCUGCAUCGCUGUGCUAUCCUGACCCAGACACACCCCUGUUUCUCUGCCGAUUCUGUCCUUUUGUAUUUAUUUCAUGUAUGUGCUUUAAUAAAUGCUGUCUAACAAUA